Mauremys reevesii (Reeves's turtle) is the source of this 5315-nucleotide messenger RNA. It is a transcript of the gene NFIX, whose product is annotated as nuclear factor I X. Gene Ontology annotation, cellular component: nucleus. Bases 1313 to 2821 code for a protein of 502 amino acids. Gene Ontology annotation, biological process: regulation of transcription by RNA polymerase II. Gene Ontology annotation, molecular function: RNA polymerase II cis-regulatory region sequence-specific DNA binding; DNA-binding transcription factor activity, RNA polymerase II-specific. Lineage: Eukaryota; Metazoa; Chordata; Testudines; Geoemydidae. The transcript has 13 exons. The record is from RefSeq and is a predicted model, not a curated record.
GAAGUGGGGCUGAGGGACUCAAGGCACCACAUGUGGGAAUUUACCCCCAAACUGAGGUGUCGCCUCACCAUGCCCUGGAACCAAUGCGCCGUCGCCUAGUAACGUGGUGCUGAGUGGAGACAAAGGGCCACGAGUCAAACCUGGUGCUGGGUCAGUGUCGCGUCCAGGCGACGUGUUGUCAGGUCACCCAAACGUAGGGCGGCCACCUCUGAGCAACAAAGAACUGGGACAGCCCGGCUGGGCCUGAGCCCACAGAACCGGCCAGCUGGCAGCGUGUGCUCUGUGCCCUCACAGGCCUCCCUGGCCAGGCACCGCCACAAAGGGGCAGCCCCUCCCCCCAGAAUGGGUUACAUUUACAUUAGACCAUGGCAUGACCUUAGACCAGGGCACUGGGUCAGAAAGUGGCCUUGGAAUGACUCGCAAGCACCUAGACAAUGGGAUGGUGCGGGGACGGGUGCUGUCUGAAUGUGGCACCAAGAUGAAAUACCAUCAUCUCGUGGCACAAUGGUGUCACAAGAAACAGCAUCGGAGGGAGACUUUGCAAUAUUACGGCCUCAUGCCAUGUCCUGGCUUCGAAACAUGGUGUCCAGAUGACAUACCAGCUCGCUGGCGUCUAGUUGAGUGGUCGAUGCCCCACAACGCUGCUAAAUUGUGCCUCAUAAGACGAUGUGAAAAUGUCACAUUGCAAUGUUGUUGUUAUCCGACACCCUGCAAUGCAAGCUGACAGCGUAAUGCCAAAGUAUGCCACAUCAAGAACCAGCAUUUCAGGGUCGGAGAUACCGGUGUGUUGGCGUAUCCCAGCCUCAAGGAGAAAUGUGAAGGACUUUAACCUUUAUGACCUCACAAAAUGUCACCAUGUCCUAUCUUGUAACCUGAUGGAUACACUUGAUUCCCACCCGGGAUUGCAGUGAUGAGCUCCUAGGUGCAGCUCCUGCCACCUCAGCCAGGAAGAGAGAAACCCCCAAGCUCAGCACAGCUGGUACCAGCUUGUCUAAGGAAGUUUACUGGUGCAUGCCAUCCCCUUCUUCACCUCGCAUCCUGAAUUGUUUCUUGGUGGUGUUCUAUGCUGUCGUGUUCCACCCCAGAGGUGGCUGCAUUUCGGAGCUGAGUGAAGCAGCAGUGAUCUAGCUGUCUGCUGAAUCCAUCCUUCAAGAUGAAAGGUUCCUUGGAGACCUCAGAGCUCCAAGGCGGGGUUACCACUCGGCAGCAUGGACUAGCGAGGGAGCUGCCGCAGCAUUAGCCAUGCAGCCACCUAGCCAGCUGUUCUCCAUAUGAAAAACAGUUCUGCACCCGUGUUUUUCCAAAAAUAACCAUGUAUUCCCCAUACUGCCUGACCCAGGAUGAAUUCCACCCUUUCAUCGAAGCUCUCCUCCCUCAUGUGCGUGCCUUCUCCUACACAUGGUUCAACCUGCAAGCUCGGAAGCGAAAGUACUUCAAGAAGCACGAGAAGCGGAUGUCCAAGGAUGAGGAGCGCGCUGUGAAGGAUGAGCUGCUGGGGGAAAAACCGGAGAUCAAGCAGAAAUGGGCAUCGCGGCUACUGGCCAAACUCCGCAAAGACAUCCGCCCCGAGUUCCGGGAGGAUUUUGUCCUGACCAUCACCGGUAAGAAAGCACCCUGCUGCGUCCUCUCCAACCCGGACCAGAAGGGCAAAAUCCGCAGGAUUGACUGCCUGAGGCAGGCCGACAAGGUUUGGAGACUGGAUCUUGUAAUGGUCAUCUUAUUCAAAGGGAUCCCGCUCGAAAGUACUGACGGGGAGCGGUUGUACAAAUCGCCACAGUGCUCCAACCCCGGCCUCUGCGUCCAGCCACACCACAUUGGAGUCACAAUUAAAGAACUGGAUCUUUACUUGGCGUAUUUUGUUCACACUCCUGAAUCCGGACAAUCAGACAGUUCAAACCAGCAAGGAGAUGUGGACAUCAAACCACUGCCCAACGGGCAUUUGACUUUCCAGGACUGUUUUGUGACGUCGGGCGUCUGGAACGUGACGGAGCUGGUCCGAGUGUCCCAGACUCCCGUGGCCACAGCGUCGGGUCCCAACUUCUCCCUGGCAGACCUGGAGAGCCCCAGUUACUACAACAUCAACCAGGUGACUCUGGGCCGGCGGUCCAUAACGUCACCUCCUUCCACCAGCUCCACCAAGCGCCCCAAGUCGCUGGAUGACAGCGAGAUGGAGAGCCCCGUGGACGAGGUCUUCUACCCUGGGACGGGGCGCUCGCCUGCCGCCGGCAGCAGCCAGUCCAGCGGCUGGCCCAACGACGUGGACGCAGGACCGGCUUCCCUAAAGAAGUCAGGGAAGCUGGAUUUCUGCAGCGCCCUCUCCACCCACACCACCUCCCCAAGAAUGGCUUUCAGCCACCACCCGCUGCCAGUCCUUGCAGGAGUCAGACCAGGAAGCCCUCGGGCAACAGCCUCGGCCCUGCACUUCCCGUCGACCUCCAUCAUCCAGCAGUCCAGCCCCUACUUCACCCACCCGACCAUCCGCUACCACCAUCACCACGGCCAGGACUCGCUCAAGGAGUUCGUGCAGUUCGUCUGCUCCGACGGGUCGGGCCAGGGCACCGGGCAGCCUAACGCUAGCGGCCAGGGCAAAGUCACGGGCUCAUUUUUGCUGCCGCCGCCCCCACCUGUGGCCAGACCUGUGCCCCUUCCAAUGCCUGACACAAAAUCCACCAGCACUAACCCAGAGGGCGGAGCGCCGACACCUACAUCACCCUCAUUCGCAGCGCCAGGCUCCUCCACUGCCAACCGCUUUGUCGGCAUCGGACCCCGGGACGGCAACUUUCUAAACAUCCCCCAGCAGUCUCAGUCUUGGUUCCUCUGAUGGGAUCUUCAAGAAAGAGACGAGAAAUCUCCCCCUAAAGCCCCCCCAUGGAAGCGUCCGUCCUUCGCCCUGGAUCUUCACUGAGCUGCUCCAGUCGAGACCGAAAGGGGGUGCCCGGCUCCCACUACCCCCCGUCCCAGCCCCGAUCCGGAGCCAAUUUGAAUCGACGUGGACGAGGUUGGUCCUGUCCGAUGCGGAAUCUCCGCGCCGCCCUUGGGACGUUACGUCACAAAGAGCAAAGCCCAGCACCCCCGCAGCGAUCGCCGCAGGUCAGCCGCUCCGGAGCCGAGCGUCUCCCCCGGUCCUGGGGCGGGGAGAUCGGCAGCCCCGCAGCGAUCGCCGCAGGUCAGCCGCUCCGGAGCCGAGCGUCUCCCCCGGUCCUGGGGCGGGGAGAUCGACAGCCCCGCACGCGCCCGGGUCAAAAUCUCCCGAAAAGCGCCCCGAGCGCAGACGUGUGCCAGGAAAGAGGGGGAAGUGCUGGGGUCUUUCCAGAGCUGCAAGUGACUUAGGAUGGCAGGUUGAGGCAACGUCCAAUAGCCAUGGGCAUGGUCUGUCCGCACAGGGGGUCCAGCCACGGGGUGUGAUUGCACCUCGCAUCGGCCGACCCCAGCUAGCGUUCGGGUGCCGGGAAGCUGCAGCAGCAUGGGCGAGCCCCGGGUAAUUACCCGGCCGCGGCAUCCUGCUCUGGCACCCGAGCUAGCUUGGCUGCAUGAGGUGCAGCCCCACCGGGGUCUCCCUGCUGGCACUGGUUCGGCUCACGGGGUGAACAGAGCGAGAAUGGAACCAGCUGGCCUGUCCCACAAACAUAUUUGCGAGUUCAGAAAAAUUUCUUGUCUCAAAUUGGGGUGAAAAAUGGAAAUCUCAAAAAUAUUCCCCAGCCGGAAACCUGGCGAGUUUUCUGUUGUGGGACAGUUGAAAUAUUUCAUUUUUUCCAUUUUGGCCUUUUUUUCUGGGGUUUUAACCUUAUUUUUUUCGGUCAAAUUAGCUUAAAGUCGGGUCAAACCAGAAAACUGGAAUUUUGCCUUUUUUGCAAGUUUGUUCAUGAUCAGGAGACGCAGCCGACCCGCCCGUUCCGGGAACGGUUCCAUUUCAGCAAAGCUGCGAUUUCCAAGGAAAAAAUGAUUUGUCACAGACUCCCGGCCAGCGCAGGGCGAUGGAAAAUCGGUGCCUCUUUUCACGUCAGUGGUCGUAAAUGGCAUGUGACCUGCCCUGGCGCUGUUUCACUUGCCUCGUCUGCAUGAGAAGGCAACACUGGUUUAACUUCACCUGCUUUAAAGCCACAACUCGAGGGGUGAAUUUAAACCGGUUUAAAGAGCCUGCUGUGAACCGGACCGAUAGAAGUGGUUUGACAUUGAUGUAAGUGCGUCCACACAGGUGCUGGCACCAGUUUCAUCAAACCGGUUUAACUGAAGUCAGGCCAGUUUUGCAGGGAACAAACGUUGUGCAUCCAAGUCACGUUGGUGCUCUGGAAAUCAUCCCUCUGUGCCCAGCAAUGAGCCGCCUUCCCGGUUCAAUUCAGGACGCUCGGGCCGGGGCUAGGCCUCUGCCCAAGGAGCCCCAGGAUUGGGUCCCCUCCGUCUUCGUCCUGGGGCAGCCAGAUUCUCCAGGGCGCCCGGGAAGAUCCAGCUCCAGUGGGGUGUUUGCUGGCAGCCCUGGAGAAAUGCAGCCGGGAAGGCUACAAACCUGGCAAGCUUCCUGGCUGCCCCUGGCUCCGGCUGGCCCUCCCUCCCGCCGCCUGCAGGGACUGGCCUCCAUCUCCUCGGAGCCCAGCUGUGCCGCUGAGGAUGCUGGGAGUUUACCCAGGAUGCUCGGCGGCCGAGGGACUCAGGCUGGCUCCCAGCACGUUCCUGUCCCCCCAACCAUAAGCGCCGGGGCCAUUGUCCCCCCUCGUUCCCGCCGUACGGGGAGUCGUGAGGAAGGCUCAGCACAGACGCUCCCGGCUGCGGGGGCAGAGGGGGCUGCGCGCGCUCCCUUCCCAGCCCCCCAUGUCAGCCUCUCGCUCGAGCCCCCUCGGGCGGAUGAAGUGGGAUUCUGCCCGGGGGGGAACAGUUAGAUUAGUUUAGAGAAGGGGGCAUCUAGUCUCCUUCCCAGCUCUCCCAGUGGCUCCCAGCAUGGCCCCCUUCCCUCCCCCACAAUGGGGUUCUCUCCAGCCCUGAAAAUGCAGCGCUGGGGGGGGUCCCUUUGCAAACAACCCCCCUCCCCCAAGAAAUCAGCUUCAGCUGAGGACGCCCGCCAGUGCUGCCAAUCCCCGGGCGUGGCUGCCCCCUCUCUUUCCGAAUGCCGCUCCCCAGCGAAAGUGCUGGGGGAGCCGCGGCAGCUGGCUUGGGCCGGGGGGGGGCGCGUCUGUGAGGUUUGACAAGGUCGCGUCUAAGCUAGCUCAGCUGACAGCUGUUUUCUUUCCCCUUCUCCCCACUGUGAUCUGUUCUCGCUUCCUUCCUUCCUUCGGAUUUGCUGCUUGGUGGUUGGUUUUUUCGUUUUAAAUAGUUGGAUCCUU